Physella acuta is the source of this 903-nucleotide messenger RNA. Its product is annotated as serpin B6-like. Gene Ontology annotation, molecular function: serine-type endopeptidase inhibitor activity. Lineage: Eukaryota; Metazoa; Mollusca; Gastropoda; Physidae. The record is from RefSeq and is a predicted model, not a curated record.
CCUUUAAAAAAAUUAGGUUAAGUCUUACAAGUGGCCUGUUAAAUAUAUUUUGUUGUUAAAGAAUUAGAAACAUUCCCGUGGUACUACGAGUCGCAACAUUUCUAACAUCUGACAAGAUGAAGACGUUUACGACAGUUGCGUCCCUGUGCUUACUGGGGUUGUUGUUCUUUGUUGUGAGCGACGCAAGCAGACUACGAAGGACGACCGCAAGACCAGGAACCCGUACAGCCCGUCCAGCCCGACCCCCCAGGCUAUCCAACACAGACCGUCUGGCCACCGCCAGCUCGAGGUUCGCCGUGGACCUGUUCAUGACCUUGCACCCUGACCUUUCCUCCAACACGGUGCUGUCGCCCCACAGCGCCCACACGGCCCUCGCCAUGACCAUGAUGGGCGCCAAGCGCGACACAGAGAAUGAGAUGAUGAACGCCCUCGGUUUACGCCAGGCCGGCCUACCCAAGAACAGGGUCCACGCAGCCUACAAGACCUUGCUGACCUCCCUGUCCAACAUCAACGGUCGAGUCAACCUGACUAACGCUAACGGAGUUUUCGUCAAGGCUGGGGCUCACCUACACAACAGCUUCAGGCGUGGCCUGCAGCAGUCCUACAAUGCCAAGGUCGAAAAGUUCGACAUGACCCACCCAGACGGCCCGGCCGCCCCCAUCAACGCGUGGGUGUCUAACGCCACCCGCGGGAAGAUCACCGACCUCCUGGCGGCCAGUGACGUCACGCCCAGCACCUUCAUGAUCCUCAUUAACGCCAUCUACAUGAACGCCACCUGGAGGCACCGGUUCACGGAGUCCAUGACGUCAGACCAGCCGUUUAACUCGGUCAGUAGUGGGGUCCAGCAGAUUCCUACCAUGACCAUGACCAAAAACCUCAAGUAAGUUCCCAAGUGGAUUUUUU